UUCUCCGAGCGGUCGACGAUUUGAACAAAUUGUCAUCCUCCGCGUACACGCCAAUCGUCAUCACGAUUCCCCCAAAAUUCUCAAAAUUCAAUAGAGCCUUCUCCAUCUCAGCUUCAAUCUUCACGCACCUCGGUCCAGUACUUCCUCCAUUUGAAGUUUCCACCAUGAACCCUAACCCCAACCCCAACCCCAACCCCAGCCCAAACCCUAACCCUUAUCCUAAUCAUCCGUCAGAUCAUCCCCAUUCUUCCGAGUACGCUCCGUACCCAAAGCUUGAUCCAAACGACGUCGCUCCUGUAUCUGAGACGUGGACUUCGGUUCCUGUUGGAUCGAAUCCUCCAUCUCAGCAGCCGCCACAACCACAGCCUCAACAACAACCAAGGUCACCUUCUGCAUCGGAAGGACCUGCGCCUAUCUCAAGCAGCGUUGCGACUACUAUGCCUGUUGAGUCUAAUCCCUAUGUUACUCCCGAGCCUGCUCAACCCCUUGGUUCUUCUGUCAAGAAUAAAAUGGAUUCAGUUAAGGAUGUUCUUGGAAAGUGGGGAAAGAAGGCUGCAGAGGCGACUAAGAAGGCUGAGGAUCUUGCCGGAAAUAUGUGGCAACACUUGAAAACAAGCCCCAGUUUGGCUGAUGCCGCUAUGGGAAGAAUUGCUCAAGGUACAAAGGUCUUGGCUGAGGGCGGUUAUGAGAAAGUGUUCCAACAAACAUUUGAGACUGUCCCCGAGGAAAAGCUUUUGAAGUCAUAUGCAUGCUACUUAUCUACUUCUGCUGGUCCAGUCAUGGGAGUUCUGUAUCUAUCCACUGCUAAACUAGCAUUUUGUAGUGAUAAUCCUCUUUCCUACAAAGUAGGUGAUCGGACAGAAUAUAGCUACUACAAGGUGGUUCUCCCAAUAAAUCAACUCAAAGCCAUUAGUCCGUCAAGUAGUAAGAUCAAUCCAGCUGAAAAGUACAUCCAGAUUAUCUCAGUUGACAAUCACGAGUUUUGGUUUAUGGGUUUUGUUAACUAUGACAGUGCUGUCAAGAAUUUGCAAGGUGCAUUGCUGGGUCAUCAUUCGUAGCUAGCGUGUCAUUUUCUUGGUCAUUUCAGGUCCGUGACACUGGUGCUUGCUAUUGUUGUAGAUAAAAUUCUGUAAAAUAUGCACAUCUGGGUGAUUGAUUGUUGUAUACAUGCUAAUUUAUCAGCGGUUUGGUAUCUUGUGUACAUCUGUUUCCUGAAUUUUUUAUUACUAUCUUUUAUGAUGUUUUUUAUCAUUGAGAAAAGACAUUAGUGGAUUUGAUAAACAUAUAUGUAUUGUUUUUAAAUGGACUCCAUAGGAGACUGAAUAAAGUUAUUCUUUGUUGAAUUGAUUUGUUUGUUUGAUGUA
This is a messenger RNA of Nicotiana attenuata, 1364 nucleotides long. RefSeq names its product GEM-like protein 1. The record is from RefSeq and is a predicted model, not a curated record. The transcript is spliced from 4 exons. The coding region runs from base 165 to 1058 and encodes 297 amino acids. NCBI's taxonomy places the organism in Eukaryota, Viridiplantae, Streptophyta, Magnoliopsida, Solanales, Solanaceae.